Dromaius novaehollandiae (emu) is the source of this 16842-nucleotide messenger RNA. RefSeq names its product DNA polymerase theta (gene POLQ). The record is from RefSeq and is a predicted model, not a curated record. The coding region runs from base 133 to 8031 and encodes 2632 amino acids. Gene Ontology annotation, biological process: double-strand break repair via alternative nonhomologous end joining; DNA-templated DNA replication. The transcript is spliced from 30 exons. Gene Ontology annotation, molecular function: DNA binding; DNA-directed DNA polymerase activity; ATP binding. Lineage: Eukaryota; Metazoa; Chordata; Aves; Casuariiformes; Dromaiidae.
CACCGCAACGUGACCUCCCGUCCGCCUGUGCCCGCGCCACCCGCUGGAGGCAGAAGUGCCGCCGCGCGAGAUCGCGGCCGCUCUGGCUAAGGCAGCGCCUACUCCACGGCUGCGGGCGGUGCUGGGGUUUGAAUGGCUCGGCGGGAAGAUGGCGGCGGCAGCAGCAGCGCUAACGGUGUCACCGGAGCCUCGGCGCUGGGUCUUCGCGGAGGGCGGCGGAGCGGCCCGGCCCCUCCCUUCGCGGCGGGGAGGGCUGUGCCCUCCGGCCCCACAGCUCCGUGCCAGGCUGUGCUGAGCCCCCCACCCGGCCUGGACCUCUCCCUGCGGGGCACCGGCUCACCAGGGCAAUAUCAGAAGGUAAAUGUUCCUGAAGACCAAGCAGACAAGUUGCUCCUUGCAAGCUGGGGUCUUCCCAAAGCAGUUCUGGAGAAAUAUCACAGUCUGGGAGUAGUACAGAUGUUCGAAUGGCAAGCAGAGUGUCUAAUGCUUGGACAAGUUCUGGAAGGGAAGAACCUAGUUUACUCAGCUCCUACCAGUGCUGGGAAGACUCUUGUUGCUGAAUUGCUCAUUUUGAAGCGAGUUUUGGAGACUCGUAAGAAAGCUCUUCUGAUCCUUCCUUUUGUCUCUGUGGCCAAAGAGAAGAAACGUUAUCUGCAGGCCCUGUUUCAGGAGGUGGGUGUGCAAGUCGAAGGCUACAUGGGAAGCAUCUCUCCCGCUGGACGUUUCUCUGCCCUGGAUGUUGCUGUCUGUACCAUUGAGAAAGCCAAUGGUCUAAUCAAUAGACUCAUAGAAGAAAACCAAAUGGACUCACUGGGAAUGGUGGUUGUGGAUGAGUUGCAUAUGCUGGGAGACUCUCAUCGAGGAUAUCUGUUGGAACUCCUCCUGACCAAAGUUCGGUAUCUUACAGAGAAGGUUGCAAAGCGACAGGCAAAGAUGAUCAGCCCUGGUUUUAGUGGGAUACAGAUAGUAGGCAUGAGUGCUACCCUCCCUAACUUGGGACUCCUAGCCUCAUGGUUGGAUGCAGAGCUGUACUGCACAGACUUUCGUCCUGUGCCCCUCAUGGAGUGGGUGAAAAUUGGCAGCAACAUUUAUGACUCUUCCAUGAAUCUAGUGCGAGAAUUCCAGCCCAAGCUUCAACCGAAGGGAGAUGACGACCAUGUUGUGAGCCUGUGUUACGAGACUGUUUGUGAUGGUCAUUCAGUCCUGCUCUUCUGUCCAUCCAAGAACUGGUGUGAGAAGCUGGCAGACAUCAUUGCCAGGGAGUUCUACAAUUUGCAGCAAACUGACACUUCUGCAAAAAACUCAGCCCUCUCCCCAGUUUUUGUGGACAGAGAAGGGAUAAAUGACGUUCUGGAUCAGCUAAAGCAUUCUCUCUCAGGCCUGGACUCUGUGCUCCAACGUACUUUACCAUGGGGAGUGGCAUUUCAUCAUGCAGGUCUUACUUUUGAGGAACGGGACAUCAUUGAAGGAGCCUUUCGCCAGGGCUUGAUUAGAGUCCUAGCAGCAACGUCCACACUCUCAUCUGGAGUGAAUUUGCCUGCACGCCGAGUAAUUAUACGAACUCCCAUGUUUGGUGGCAAACUGCUGGACAUUCUCACUUACAAGCAGAUGGCUGGAAGGGCUGGCAGGAAAGGAGUAGACACAGUGGGUGAGAGCAUUUUAGUUUGCAAGCCCUCAGAAAGAUCGAAAGGAACUGCUCUACUUCAGGGAUCUCUCAAGCCUGUUUGCAGUUGCUUGCUUAGAAGGGAAGGGGAAGGUGUUGCUUCUAGCAUGAAACGAGCAAUACUUGAGAUCAUAGUGGGGGGAGUGGCCAGCACUCCAGAUGAUGUGCAGACCUAUGCUUCUUGCACUCUUCUUGCAUCCAGCUUGAAAGACAGUAAGUGGGGAAAUGAGAAAGAUCAAGACGAAGUGCGGACUGGAGCUAUUGAGGCUUGUGUGGCAUGGCUUCUGGAGAAUGAAUUUGUUCAGGUUCUGGACUCUGGCAACGAAGUGAAAGUGAAAGUUUAUCAUCCAACACAUCUUGGCUCAGCUACUCUUGCCUCUUCUCUUUCACCAACUGAAGCCAUAGGUAUCUUUGCUGACCUGCAGCGAGCUAUGAAAAGCUUCGUUCUGGAGAAUGAUCUGCAUAUUGUCUAUUUGGUUACCCCAGUGUAUGAGGAGUGGACCACAAUUGAUUGGUACCAGUUUUUCUGCCUAUGGGAGAAGCUGCCUGCCUCAAUGAAGCGUGUAGCUGAGCUGGUGGGGAUCGAAGAAGGCUUUCUGGCUCGCUCUGUAAAGGGCAGAAUCAUAGCUAAAACAGAGAAACAGCAUAGACAACUGGCCAUCCACAAAAGGUUUUUCACCAGUCUUGCGCUCCUGGAUUUAAUCAGUGAGAUUCCCUUAAAGGAUAUGACCAAGAAAUACGGUUGUAGUCGUGGCCAGCUUCAGUCCUUGCAGCAGUCUGCUGCUACCUAUGCAGGAAUGGUAACAGUUUUCUCUAAUCGACUGGGCUGGCACAACAUGGAACAACUGCUUUCUCAGUUCCAGAGCCGACUCACUUUUGGUGUUCAUAGGGAACUAUGUGACUUGGUACGCAUCUCUCUGUUGAAUGCGCAGUGUGCUAGGAUGCUUUACAAUGCUGGCUUCGUCAGAGUGGCUGAUCUUGCUAAAGCCAGUGCUGGUGAUGUGGCGACUGCUCUGAAGAAUUCAGUGCCAUUUAAAAGCGUCCGUAGGGCUGCGGAUGAAGAUGAAGAAUCAGCAGAGGAGCGUCGGACUAUGUGCAGCAUCUGGAUGGCCAGAAUGAAGGGCUUAAGUGAAAGUGAAGCAGCUUCCCUCAUUGUGGAGGAAGCCCGAGGGCUUCUUCAACAGGACUUGGCACUGAUGGGAGUGCAGUGGAAUCCAGAGUCUUUUCUUGAGUCUGAUACAUCCUCUGUGACCAGCAGUGAGUCAGAGCUGGAAGACAGACUACGUAGAUCAAAUAGAGAAUGGUCAUCUCAGUCUUCUAGGGCACUAAAAAAACAGUGGCACAGAGUUCAGCAUUGUAAUGGCCCUGGUUCUGAGGCUGGAAACUUAACAAAUAUUAAAAAGGGAUAUAAAAGACGACUAAGCGGUAGUACAGCAACCUCCAGUUUUCAGAAUGAAGCCCGAGGCAGGGGACAGGUUCAGGCAGAGGAAGGAAAUGGCGAUGUUGUGCAGACUGCUAGAAAAAGGCCAAAUCUGAGUCGAGAUAACGAAAACAUGGAAGGUCUUUCUCAGGUCAAAACCAAGACAGAUUCCAGGACAGCAAUUCUACAACUCCGUACUGAGCAGGGAGAGACACCAGCAUUGAGAAAAAAGUCUUCAGCUUCUAGAUUGAUAAGAAGUAUGGACACACAUUUAAACUGGACUAAGAACAAAACUACUUCAAAAACUGCUUCAAAACUGCAGAGGUCACUGCUUGAAGAUUCAAAUAAGCUUAGUGCAGACAUACAGGAGCCUUCUGCUUUCCACCACCACAUUUCUAAAGAUAUCUUUUUUCCUGACCAAAAUAAUAAGGAAUUUAUAGAAAAAGGGUCUAUGACUCAUAAAGUCUCAAAUUCUGUACUGACAAGGGAAGUUAACCUUGGGAGCAAAAAUAAAAUGGCAGGAUUAUUUACAGAGCCUUCUGGCACUAGUGAAGGCAUGCCUAAGGAGAGAGCAUGUUUUCAGGCAGCUGUUAUAAUGCAGGGUACUCCACAUGUCAAUAUGGAGACAGAUAAUACUGUAGAAAGUCCAGAAAUAUCUGCUAGUGCUAGAACACUGAAAAAUGAAAAUACUGAUGAUAAGCAGAAUAAAAUCAAUAAAAUGCAAGCAGGUAAGAGCUGUACUGACGAGAUGAUUGGUGAGCAGCAGACUGCUCUGGACACAGAUCAUUGUAAUGUAACUGCUAGCUGUUCUGGAAAUGGACAUAUCCAUAGUCGUAGCAGGAAACAGAAGUCUGUGCAUUUUUGUCCUGGUGAGGAUAAAUCCUGCCACUUUCAGAUUCAGAAUAGUGGCAAAAAUAGGAGCAAAAAGCCCAAUGGAAUAUUGUUACAAGCUGGAGGAGUGCAGAAAGCAGACAGUCAUCCUGAGGAUUUUCUGAAAAGCUCUCUAUUAAAAUCCAGAGCUGCUUGUGAUGCAGAUGGUGUUCAGCAUGGUCCAGUCUCUGAUCCCAUCUCUGACUCUAGAGACUUUGAAGACAGCUUCCGGUUGGAUACUCAGACUGAGAGGAUAAUAAAACAGGAGGUAGCAGUUGGAAUUGCAGGAGAGCAGGGAAAGCAAGGUUCAGAGCUGGCAGCAUUACCGCUGCAGGAAAUCUCCAAGAAGCUGAGCUGUGCUAGCAUUUCACAGACUGAAAAUGCUACUGAUGAAAGGCUGGCUGCAACAGUUAGGAAACGGGGCUUAUCAAGUCUUGCCACAACAAAUAACAUUAUAAAAAACACAGAUCACCACUGCAGUAAUAAAGUUAUGGAGUCUGGAAGCCUUAAUUUACAGCCUGUGCUGAAAGAAACAGAAUCUGCACCUUGCCUUAAAGGAAGCGAUUUCUCAGUGACUGACUCCCAGCUGCACAGUUUUCUACAGGAUUACCAGACCCAAAAUUCAGUGAAAGGGGAGUGUGCUUCUAAAGGGCUUAAUAAAAUGACCUCUCCUGUUGGUAGGCAGCACCUUGUGCAAGUAGAAUGCCAUCCUGUCCCUGAAACAAGCCUGAACAUGAGUGAUAGCUUGCUGUUCGAUGAUAGUUUCAGCAACGUCAAUGACCUUGCAGCUAUUCAUGUCAUGGAGGCUGACAAAGAAGAACCUGUGGGAAAGCAGGGGGCUUUGCUUCCCCUAGAUGGUCUUUUGCAGAACCUAAGGCCUGUUCAGAAUAAAUUUGAUGUCAGUGGCAGUCAGAAAGAACAUGAAGAGCCUGCACAGUGUAAUGACGUGUUUCUAGCAUUCUCUGAUCUAAUAGCUGAAGUUUUAGAUCAUGCAAAUUCCCCGUCUUUUCAGGGAGAUCUUCCUUCUACAAUUCAUGGUCAGUCAGGAUUGAGAAACCCAGUGAUUUGUAAUGAUGACCCCAGACAAAUGGAUUUAGUAGGGGAUCAAAGUGAGAAGCUCCAAAGAAGCCAACAAGCUUUAGACAAGAAAAUCCAUCCAGACUGCACAUUUGAACUAAGCCCAGGAUUGCAGGAUGUAUUAGACAAAUGGCCUAGUCCUUCAGGCAUUGAACCAGUUUCAGUAAAUCCAAGAAGCUCCUGUUUGAAAGGAAAGUUAGUUGCUUCUAAUGCUAAUCAAGAGCCAGCUCCAGGUUUUGAAUUUGACCGUUGUCAGGCAGAUCCAUUGCCCACAUGCCACGGUUUAAAAAACUGUUUCAAAGUUAAAGAAAACAAAAUGGAAGCCUUGGAUGCUCAGAAAUUAGACUGUAUCACUCUUCUGCUCAAGGGGAGCAACAGAACAUCCGAUCUGCUACCAGAUAGUAUUAAUGGGUUUAUUCCUCCAACACCCCCGAAAGAACCUUUUCCAAAGAGUUCUGCUUCCCUCUCUGUGAAAUCUGGAAAGAAGAGACAUGUCACCUACACAAAUGAAGGGCAGCAGUUUCAAUCAAAGCAAAAUAGGAAGGAUGAUGCAGAGCAGUGGGUGAAAACACUCCAGUCAAAUGCUGGGAGUGCAUACCCAAAUGAGGCGGAUAUAAAAGAUGAUUCCCUUAUAGGCCAAGGCUUUUCACUGCAGCUGUCUCAGAAUGUUUUGCCACUCGUUCCGUCAAGUGCUGAAAACUUCACUAUUAUUGACGUAGCAAGUGACAAAGCACUUUUCCAGACUUUUGUUGCAGAAUGGCGAGAGAAAAGCAGAUUCUCCAUCUCAGUAGCAUGUGAAAGAACGAAGUGUCUUUUGUCUCCCAGAUCAACAAUUGGUGGCAGAUUCAAACAAGUGAAAUCUCCUCAGUGGAUGCAAGUUAAAGAUGAUGGAUUUCCUGUCCAAGGCUGCGAAGACAUCUUGGUAGUUGGACUGGCAGUGUGUUGGGGUGGAAAAGAUGCCUACUAUAUUUCUUUGCAGCAGAAGCAAGACCAGACAGAAAUCAGUAUGAGUUUGGCACCACCACCUUUGGAUGAAAGCCUGUCUGUAACAGAGAGACUGUAUCACCUGCAGCAGUAUCUGCAGAAGACCAAGCAAGAGCGUUCACUUGUCAUGUACAACUUCAUUCAGCACUACAAGACCCUGGUGAUGGCUUGUGGCAUCUCUUUGGAAGGAAGUUUUGAGGACCCAAAGGUUGCAUGUUGGCUGCUUGAUUCUGGCUCUAAGGAACGUACACUGCACAACAUGGUGACGAACUUUCUCCCCCAUGAGCUACCUCUACUGGAAGGGGUAGGCACUGGCCAAGGGGUGCAGAGCCUGGGGCUUAGUGCCACUACAGAUCGUUCUGGGCGGUACAGAGCAGCUAUAGAGUCUGUGCUUAUCUUCAAUGUCAUGAACCAACUCCAUAGUGAAUUACAGAAGGAAAAUCUGACAGAUGUGUUUUCUAAAGUGGAGAUGCCCACCCAUUAUUGCUUGGCUCUGCUGGAGCUGAAUGGCAUUGGUUUUAGCACAGCAGCAUAUGAAACCCAGAAACAAGUCAUGCAAGCUAAACUGAAUGAGAUUGAGACCAAGGCAUAUCAGCUGGCUGGUCACAGCUUCUCCUUGACCAGCCCUGACGACAUCGCAGAGGUUUUGUUCCUGGAGCUGAAGUUGCCGCAAAAUGGAGAUGUGAAAGUUAAAGGGAACAAGAAAACUCUGGGUUGUGCCAGAAGAGCAAUUGCUAAUGGGAACAGGGUUAGGUUGAGCAAGCAGUUCAGUACAACCAAGGAUAUUUUGGAGAAAUUAAAGGCACUUCACCCAUUGCCAGGGCUGAUACUGGAAUGGAGAAGGAUCAACAAUGCUAUUACUAAAGUGGUGUUCCCACUACAGAGGGAAAAGCGUUUCAAUUCUGCGCUAGGAAUGGAGAGGAUAUAUCCAGUGUCACAGACUCACACAGCUACAGGUCGAAUAACCUUCACAGAGCCAAAUAUCCAGAAUGUGCCAAGAGAUUUCGAGAUCAAAAUGCCAGCUGUGGUUGAAGAGAGCCCACCCUCCCGAGCCCAGGGAAAUGGUUAUUCUCGUGCUGUUUCUGGGGGCAGAGGUAGAAAGCAUUCCAGUAUUUUGCCUAAAGGCCCCAAGGCUCAGGCUGAAGACAGAGCUGAAGAAAGAGGAGUCCCAUUUUCUGUUAGCAUGAGGCAUGCUUUUGUUCCCUUCCCAGGUGGCUUAAUCUUGGCUGCUGAUUAUUCUCAGCUUGAACUGAGGAUCCUUGCUCACUUGUCUAGUGACUGCCGACUCAUUCAAGCCUUAAAUGGAGGUAUUGAUGUCUUUAAGAGGAUUGCAGCAGAAUGGAAAAUGAUUGAUUCUGAAGCUGUUGGAGAUAGUGUGAGGCAACAAGCUAAGCAGAUUUGCUAUGGAAUCAUCUAUGGAAUAGGAGCAAAAUCUUUAGGUGAGCAGAUGGGGAUUGAUGAAAAUGAAGCUGCCAACUACAUUGAAUCCUUCAAAUCCAGAUACACAGGGAUUCAGAAAUUCUUGAGGGAGACAGUGAGGAGCUGCAAAAGAGAUGGCUUUGUGCAAACCAUUCUUGGUAGACGGAGAUACCUGCCAGCUAUCAGAGAUCCCAACCCCUACAGUAAAGCUCACGCAGAGCGACAGGCUGUGAAUACAACUGUUCAGGGAUCUGCUGCUGACAUUGUCAAAACAGCCACCGUGAACAUUCAAAGGCGCCUGGAAGGUUUCUCCUCUGUGAUCAAGUCUCAUGGACAUCUGGAGAGCUCAUUCCGGAGAGAUAAGACUGGAAGGCUAGAGGGGAAGAGAAGCAGAGGCAUGUUACCUCCCAUCAGUGGAGGUUUCUUUAUUCUCCAGCUCCAUGAUGAGCUCCUCUAUGAAGUUGCAGAGGACGAUGUCAUCCAGGUAGCUCAGCUUGUCAAGCACGAGAUGGAAAAUGCCGUCAAACUCUCAGUAAAGCUGAAUGUUAAAGUGAAAAUUGGACCUAGCUGGGGAGACCUGCAGGACCUGGAGCUUUAGACGUGAAAUGGAGCUUUCUUGCCUGUGGUGAGGCUGAACAUGCCAUGGACUGCACAGGGCAAGUGCCAGUGUACUCACAGGCAGUGACAGACCUCUGCACAGUGCCAUCCUCUUGUGUCCUCUUUUUACAGAAAGCGUUAGAAACUGCCUUCUGAAGUGUGUCAUGGAAGCUGGUAUGAAUUCACCAAGCCAUACUUCCCAAGGGUCAGACUGUGCAAUGAAGCAUGUUUGCAGAACUCUGAAAUUAUUAAUUGCUAAAGCAUAAUAUUUAAAUUAAUUCUUGUUAAAAUAUGCUCAUUCUUGUAAUUUUUUUAAAAAAAAACCCAAAUUCCAAAGCCUAAUGAAUUUUCUACACAUGAAAUGAGCUGGAAUAUUUUAUUAAAAGAAAUUGCAAAGAUUGUUUCGAAGUGGUUGAGUAUAACUGUAUAUAGGACAAAAAUAAACUGUCAUUGUGUUUGCAUGUAAUGUUGACUUUUAUAGGCCUCUGCUGGGAUCAUUCUGUAAUGAAUUCUGCAGAUGAUACCAAAGCACAGAAAUGGCUUUACAGCUGGCUGUAUUUCUUGAUGAUUAGCUGUGCAGUGUUCACAGCAAGUGGAACUGGGCUUGGUUGGCCUUGAAAGUGUUUCGUUGACUGACUGGUGUAGUUCUUCCUCCUGUUGCUGCCUUGCAAACUGGCCUUGAGAGAGAUAGUGUUUCAACUCUUUAUAGCUAACACAAAACCAUGAGCAGAAACAUUGAUUUUUAAGGAAUGAAAUCCUGAAAUCCAACUGAUCUGUUAAAAACAUAACUCCAAAUCGUAAGUUCCUAAGAAAACCAUGUGGAUCUGAUGAGCACAAGUGACAGCUUGCUGAUGUGUUUGAGAUCUGUUGCAUUAAUAAUGUUUCACUGAGCAAUAGGUGACAUGUGACUACUCUUUUUUUUUUUUUUUUUUUUUUCCCCUGCUAUCCCUUCAGAGACUGGUCUCAUAGGGAAGCCUCAUACAAUGCCUGUUAGUAGCCUUGCUAAAAAUUGCUCAGAUUUCACCUUGUGCUUUGCCUCAAUGCCUUUGACUCUGUCCCAGUGAGCAGGUAGAGAGUUUUUCAAGGAAUCUGGGCUCAUUGGACUGAGGCAGUCUGAGACCCGCUGAGGUCAGCGGGCUUCAGAAGAAGGGGCAAAGAAACAGCUCACAGGGAAUUCAUCUGCCUGGAUUUGGUGUUACCCUCCUCAAUGAUAACUUCAGGUUUGGCUAAGCCUCACAGCACGUGAUUUAAUUUCAUUUCCAGAUUGUUGCAUUAAUUGUACAACUUUAGCUAUUUUUCUUAACACAGUAUCAGACCCUGAAUUUUAUUGUUUUCAUCAUGUGGCCCUUGUAUGUUACAAGAAAGGGAGAUAAGGUGCCUCUUAUCAUUAUUCUUUAUGUCUAUUUUUUUAUCAUGUCCUCUCUUCUGCAGCUUUUCCACAAAGUAGGCAAUCUCAAUCUUUCCAUUGUUGCCUCCUGUGAGAAACUUUCGGGUCCCUAAUUAUUCUCUCCUCUCAUUUAUGAACUUCUGCUGGAUCCUUUUUAAGAAGUGUCUUUUUGAAGUUUCCUUUAUAACAGGAGCUGAAAUGAUGCAUGCUUGGCUUUGAACCGCCUGAUAGCAUGCUUGAACUUGUUAACUUUAGAUGUGGUGCUUUUGGGGGUGGCCGUUAUCCUGACAUCAGAAGUACUGGCGCUGAAGUUGCAAGAACAUGGUGAGUUUUAAAAGGUGUUAAUGGGGCCUCCAUACAGAAGGCCAUAUCCUGGACUUUGAUCUACCACCUGCCUGUUGUGCAGCAAAAUGGACACAUGGUAUCGAGUCAGAGUGCUAGGUAAUGAUGCCUUGACUGCCCUGAUCAGCAUUGACUUGACCUUCUUUCCUCUUUUGUACUUUUGUUUCAUUCUUUGCUUUGCAUUGUGAUUUCUCUUUCUCCCUCUCUCCCUUUUUUCUCUCUCUCUUUUUUGUGCAUGUGUUUCAUUUCUGCCCUCUCUACACCACAUCUGUCACCCUGAUAGAUGAGAUCUUUGUCUGCAUCAUUCAGUUGAUAAACAAUAAUUUCUUUUCUUUUCCAAACUUAUUAAAGCUUUUGUUAUUAACAGAUCUGAGCCUUGGCACCCUGGGGUCUGAACAUUUGUGUGCUCUGCCUGUAGAGAUGCUAUGUUGGAUUCAUUAUCAGUUCACAUGGCCUAAUGAUUUCCUGUUCCUGGAUGUCAUGCAGUGACACACCUGUGCUGUAUUUCAGGCCUCACUAGAGUUACUGUAAUUUGAGUUGCUUGUUCUUUGGCACAUUACAAUAUUUUCCUCUUGCAUUCUGGUUUCAGAAUUGCAGAAGGAUAGAUCCUCAGGCCUGUUCUCAACAAACUUUGUGUAUGGGGGUGAAUGUUAACCAAUAAAAUGAUUGACACAGAACUAAACUUAUUUGAUAAACAAACUCAAUGAAUCCAUUAUAAUUAAGCAGUAAUUUAGAGCAAAUGAGAAGAUAAAAGGUGGCCACUGCUCUGUCAGUGAGGCGGCUGCUGCAUUUGAGUAGUAUCAGAAUUGGCUCUGAGCUGUUGCCUGACUGCUGCUAUUUACAUUCCUUAAUUCUGACUAGAUUUUAACUAUUAAUGAGACUAAGCAGGGGAAGCAGAAGAGGACUUAGGUAGGGUAAGCAGGGGCGCUGCUUUGGAUUGAGCUGAAGAUGACACCUGUUUUUUUCUGAAGUUGGGAGGCAAGCCAAAAAUAGGUUGGCUGCUGGUGUAUUUAUUUUUUGUUCCUCCUUUCCUGUGAAAGGCCCAGGCCAAAGCAUAGCUGGAAACUGGGUUUUCUUGUAACUCAGGAGCUGUCAACCAGUGUGCAGGUUACUCUUGGUAUUCUUGUAGACAGAAUAUGCUGCAUCUGUGUUUGCUCUCAGUUCCUCAGCUCGUCUGUGUCUCUCUUUGCAGUCCACUUUUGCCUUCUGUUAGCUGGCACUGCACAGCAUGUACAGUAUCAUACAUGGUCCAGCAGCUCAGGAAGAUGAUGACUUUAUGCUGGAUGAACCCUGCAGAAAGGGGUAGGAAUUAUGUUUACUACAGCAGCCUCAUCACUCAGCGUACACAGAAUUGCUACUGCAGCCUAGUUUUGCAGUGUGCCCUAUUCUGCCCUUGCCUGGCUGAUGGACCACUAGGUAGGUCUCUGUCUGCCAAAGUAAAUUGGGAUAGGACCCAAUACCAACAAAAAAACGUGGUCACCAGGAACAUGUUGUCUUCACAUCGUGUGAACCAGCAUGAGCUACCUUCUCAUGCAGAGAGCCAAUGCCCUUAGGUUGUAGAGUAGCCUUGUUCCAUUUGGUUCAUAUCCACUUUCUGGUCAAAAUGAUUCAAAUUCCCAUUCAACCUACAGCUGGAACCAAAGUGCAUGUUCUGAACCCCUUUCUUUAUUAGGCAGAUUUUUCUUUGGCUUAGUAGCAUGAACAUGUGCCAUUGAUGUUUGAGACAGUGGCUUGGUCCUUUUCUUCAUGUGUAGACCACAGUUGUCUUCUGUGUUGGUCUGUUUUUUUGCUGAAGCUUUCUUUCCUUAUUUUGGUGCCUACCAGAAGUGCUCUGUGCGCUUUCUUUUAGUUGGGUAAUGGUGGGAGAGAGAGGCAUGUGACAAAAAAUAAUGUGCUAAUAAUCUGAUCUGUUUUAGUCCUCUUGCUUUUCUCCCAUGCUACUUGCAUUUCAUCAACAAGAGAGUUGUAGAGUUUUUUCCUGAUGUUUUUUCCUGUAAAUCUGGCCGAAAAAGGGGUGGGUGAACAAGUAGCUCAGUAUCUUUGACAUUUUUGAGCCUCUACUGGCAGAGCAACUGUAUGGUAUUUUUGGUAACUGCCCUUAAAUAAGCUUGCUUCUGCCCUUCUGAGAGAAGAAGGAGAGUGUCUGAGAAUUGUGCGAUGACUUGAUGUACAGAAAGAAUUGACAGUGAUCUGGGAGUUCUGCAUUUGCAUGUCAGGUAAGAGCAGUAUGUUUCAACUUGUAAAUGACUGCUUUUAACAGAGGUGGAGGUGACAUGAAGGGUAUGCUCAGUAAAAUAGGAAGUCCAAGUACAAGGCUAGUAUUUCUGAAGAUUGAUAUUAGGAAUUUGAGCUCCACAGAGUAAAGCAUAAGAACAUUAGCUGGGGUUCAGGUUUUGUUCCUGUUUGGACUGUUGGAGGGAGGGAUACGGUCCUUCUCACCUUGGUAACAGCUGUGGCUGGAUUUUCCAAAUUCCUGAGCGAGUUAGUAGUGUAAAUUCCAUCCAGAGCUGUUACAUAUACCAGGCACCUUUUGAAAUACUAGAAAGAGUCUAGGAGUGAGGGUUGGAAAAAAGAGAGACCUACACCAACUAAUAUCAAUUCUUUCCUUUAUUUUCUUUCCCAUAUAUUUCUUUGUUUUUAUUGGGGACUCAAAACAGCUUCAGUCAAAGGUGCCUUAGUUUUCCCUUUGUGAUGCUGAUUUAGGAUAUCUGUGGAAAAAGGAAAUGGUUAGCACAGGAGCAUGUGGUUCACCCUGGAUUAGCCUUCCUUCUGAAAUAUAGGCAAUGACUUGUUAACAAAACCCACACAUAAUCUGUCCACACUUCCUUGACACUGAAUCUGAAUAUUGGUUGCUAUUUAAAAAAGUACAAUGUUUGAUUUGUUGAUUUACUCACAAAACAAAACACAUGAAUGAAAACAUUCAUUUACCUGACUAUUGCUUAUACACCUACGUGAAGAGUUGACUACAAACGGCCACAUGUAGUUCCUUAAUGAGAGAGAGUGUGUACUUACUAAGACCAUACCAAGGCAAAAAACAUUCAAGACUGAAAUAUGCUGUGCUUGAAUUCACCUUUAGAUUAUGGAAAAUGAUGUAGGAGGGCCAGGGUAUUUAAGGGGCUUGUAAUUAAAUGAAAUCUGCCUUUUUGCUUCUGUUACAAUACACACAGCUUAUAAAUGGAGGAGUCCUGAGGUUGAAUACAGCUUUUAUUUAAGCUGCAAUAUUUUUCACUUCUUGAAUUGUAUAUGAAAAAAAUAUUUUGUAUGUCUAUUUUCAUUAUAAUAUACAUAUCUGAGUGUGAGAUGGCUUCUGUAAAGAGAAUAUGUAGAUUAUUUUAGAGAAUUUCUGUAUGUGAUAACAUACAGAAUGUGUAGUAAAUAGAGUAUUUUUGUUAAAUAUUCAUGUAAGAAGCUAUAUUCUGAUAAUACAGGGAAUGUCUAAUUGAUAUUCAGGAGUGCAGCCAGCUCACUUCCAUUCAAAAUGUGAGUAGUUGAAUUUUAGGACUGUUAAAAAAAAUCAUUUAGAAAACAGCUGAUUUUACAAAACAAAACAUGAUACUUGGUACUUCCUUUAGCUUGUCUUUUAAUUCAAGAUUUGAAGCUGAAUUUAAAACUCUAGGAAUGGAUUUUUUUAAAAAUAAAAUAGCUUGUACUUCAUUGAAGACUUGCCUACUGUCAUGUAAAGAAAACAUGUAAAGAAUCUAAUUUCGUGCAUACUCUGUGUAUCUACAGCUCUAUGCAUAGGGGUAAGUAUGUCUGGUCAGAUGCGGAGAUAUGUAUGCUCUUGCAAGUUUUAUGUAUUUCGUUUUCAGAUGUGGUUGGGAUAAGGUGAGUGAGAAAGGUAUCCAAAUGAACAAGAAGCAUUUUAAAUUUGAGAAAUAUUUAUAGCCAAUCUGGUCUAUUGUAACAGGAUUCAGACAUUGAUGAUAACUCUUAAGUUUAGGGUUUUGCUUGAGCUGGUGCUGUCUUAGUGAAAAAGGUGAAAGCACAUGAUUUCAACAUUCACAGUGACAGCUAGUGUCCUUAAAUUUCUUACAGCAAGUAAAGUCAGAUGCUGUGUUUGUUGCUCUGAAUGCUGCAUCUUUAUUACUUUCAUUAAUAGUCUUUAAUAGAGUUCAGGUCAGGCCUUUCAAAAAUCCCACACUCCCCCUCAUUUCACAAGAAAUCAGCCAGGCAAGAGUUUUACCUCCGUCAUUGAAGUUUUUAAGUGAAGUGUUUUUUUCACAUACAUGGUAAAUCUUGAUAGAAAGCAUUUAACAGUGUGCACUAACAAACUUAUACAACAUAUACAUUACAUAUAUAUAUUUUUAUAUAUAGAAUGUUAUAUAUACAAACAUAUACAACUUUUCAGAUCUCUACAGACUACAAGAAAAUUGAUAAUUAUAGUCACAAGUGGUGAACUUAACAGAAAUAGUAAUUUGUAACUGUCUGGAAAUAUGUAAAAUAUGUAAGGGUGGAAAGCAAGAUACAGCUGUGACCUGAUGAGAAGUACUAGAGAAAAGUUGCUUAAAAGAGUCUAUUAUUAAAAAUUGCAAGUUAGAGGGAUGCUAAAUUCUCAUUUUUUCUGUUGCAUAAAAAUGCACAUUGACAUCUGCUGGCAGGCUUUUUCCCUGUUGUUAAGCUAGAGACUGCUGCCAAAGCAAGUCAGACAUGGUGUAAAUGACUUUUUGAAGACACUUUUCUCUCUGGGCAUGCUGUAGUGAUUAGUAACUAAAAGUUGCUCUUACGUUUUUGCAUUUGAUUCACAAAUGAGUGAGUGCAUUUUAGCUCCAGCCUGAAAACACUUCCACUGACAUCAAGGUACUGAAGACCUUUGCAAUAUUAGCAGCCUACACGAGGUACAACCUACUGAAAAGUUAUGUAGAACUAGUAGCUACCUUGUCAUUUAAGCGUACCAACUGUGGCCUGACAAUGAGGUGCUAGCACUUGCUGGGGCUGCUUUCUUAGAAGGUGUCAUGUUACGCUAAUUUGUAGUGGAAGCCGGCUCUAUAGCUGUGGGUGUACAAGUUCCACACUUGAAUUGAAGACAUCCUUUUCAUCUGCACUAUGUUAGUGCAGAAGCAAGUGUAAGGCUGGUUACAGAACAAACUCUGGUGGAAUGGCCUUGACUUGCUUUUAGUGAAGACUACUUAGCUUCUCCAUAGAAGCAGAGAAGCUAGGAAGAAUAAGGUCGAUAAAGCCAGUUGGAGGGUUUGAAGGAUCGGGUGCACAGAAUGAUUUUGUUGCCCAGAGAUCAGUGUUUCAGGAGUACAGGCCACAGCACAGGCAGAGUGAAUAUAUGUUUACACAGAAAGUAGAAUUGCUAUGAUGUUCUCAUUUAUUUGUCAUUCUAGAUGCCUGGUGACUGAUUCAUCAUAUGCAAGGGGCUAGUUCUGUGAUCAAGAGGGAGUUCCUCAACCUGGUUCAUACUGGCAUCAGAGUGGUGAGUUUGCUGUUUCCUGGAACACACACAGACAUCUUGUUCUGUCAUGGGCAAUUACAACUCCUUAAUUCUGAGCAGAAAUCCAGGCAUUGUUUAGACUUGGACCUUUUUCCCCACAAGUUUCUACCGUCUUAGUUUUUUAGUUUCUACAAUUAUAGUGCAGUUUUUUCUGUGACAGAGAGAAACGUAUCUUGUCACAUUUCCAGAUGAGCUACAGCUGUCAGAGCUGUAAUUUUGAUUUUGUCCACAGAGAAGUGUAAAAAUUCUGUAAAGCACAGAAUUCCUAUUGUGCUACAAUGUGAAUUUACAACUUAAUGCCUCAGAUCUGUUCCGUCCCUUUACCUUGCACAGCUGGGCUGAUGGUGAAGCCAGACUUCUGGAACCUGCAGCACUGUACGAUUUCCUGGGCUCCAUUUUAUUGAAGGAAAAUGAAAGGUAUGGGGAAAGCAUCUUUGAGAGAGCUCCUCUGACACUAGCGUGAUGCAAACACCAGUGAAGUUAAGAUCUAGUUAGGAGGGGGGCUGUCUGUCUGCAUCAAAGUGCCUUGAAGGGACAGAGGCUGUUUUUCUUCUCAGAAAUUUUUUUAGUGCUGUUUUUUCUCCUUUUCCUCACUCUCCUUUUCUAAUUUGAACUUACAUCCAGGUACAUGAAAACAGGCCUUCGGUGCCUUGUUUCAAAGCUAAUUGUGGAAAAUAUUUCUAACUUCACACUUGGCCUCUGUGAAAGUCAAGAUCUUGUAGGCUACUGUAACUGCAUCAUACUCAUGUGGAAUAGGAGUCUGUUCACGUAAAUAGGUAAUAGGUGCUACUUACUGUUCUCUUCUGUAUCUGCAAGUUGGUGAGUUUUCUGCAGAGUUCACUGUAGAAACCAAACAAGCCACUUUGAAGCAGAAGCAAAUUAUUUUUAGCAAUGCGAGCAGAAAAUCUAAUUGCCAUGCACCUGUGGUGUUAUUUUAUGUAUGUGCCAAUUCAGUGCCAUAUGCUGAUGGUUGUUUUUCAUGCUCCUCUCCAGGCCCAUCUUUUAGUCUUGCUGUUGUGAUCUCUGUCCACUAGCUUUAUGGCAGUUACUCUGCAGUUUCCUUAGCAUAAUUUCAAGCUACCACUUAGGGAAAGUCCCUGUUCUGCAAGCUGCUGAGCAGCUAUUUUGAGUGGAAAUUGACAGGACUCCAUCUUGUUUUCCAUCUCUCCUUUGCGAAACUCAAGUGAUUUCAUAAGCCUGUCUUCUGUUUCUACUACUGAGAAAUAAGGCAACCAAGUGAUACAGAAAUUACUGGGAUGAAAAUGCCAUAGCCCCCUUCAAGGACAACUGAGAUGAAUCUAGAGCAUAUUUUACAGAUAAGGUAGUACAGAUAAGGAUGACAUUUCAUGUGCUCUGGAUUGCAAAUAAACUGUCUACUCUCCUGUUUAAAUGACAUUUCAGUUAGUGCCUGUCUAGCUACUUGAAAAAGCUGUAAUUUUGGGCACAGGAUUUUGAAGUUAGUUAUUCUUCUGCUAGGAAUUAAACAGCACUGAUUUCAAGCUAGGUUUUUCAAGGAAAAUAAAUAGCAGAUAAGAAAAUGCAGCUCAACUCAUUUUUCUGUUGAGAACAGUAGCAAACAUGCUUGAAAUGUACUGUUUUUUUGUAGUGUCAUUUUAAAAAUAAAGAUUUUUGCUGUUUUUUUUUUU